AUGAUGAUAUUCUACAAAGUGGUUAAACUGUUCACAGUAAUUACUUUCUUCUGUGAUGUUGUUUACUCCCAAAAUAUCUAUUGCAGAGAACGUGAGAGACUGGUCUCUACAAAAUCUGCUGAUUUAUUUGAAUUAGUUGACGCAACUCUUGGAUCAAACAUAACAUUAAAAUGUACCUUUUGUGAUGAAGUUGACGAUGGUCAAGCAAAAAACUGGUUCAAAUCUGACAGAUUGGGAACAAAAGCUAAAGAGCUCACUCCAGGAAUGGAAAACGACAGAGAAUUUAACAGAAUUGUAGUAAAUAAUGAUCAUAGUUUAAGUAUAUUCAAUGUUUCUAUGCCUGAUAGAGGAGUGUAUUAUUGCAGAAACUUAGAAAUGAAGGAAAUUAAUAUGGGGACUAAUUACUAUAUUGACAUUAUAGAUACAUUCAGUGGAGAACCCGAAACAGGUAACCUGUCUGAUUGGAAAACAUAUUACGAAGAAUUCAUGUCUCCUCUUAAUAAACUUUUGCUAGAAUCUGAAGGAUACGAUUUUGUCCACGCCAGACAAGACUUAAAGCUCUCUAUGGAGUUGUAUACGUAUUGGGAACCGUUUAGCAAAUGUUUGUGUGAUCAACCUGGUGGUAAGAGACAGAAGAAAAAGCGAGGAUUAUGUAGAAUUAAGUUAAGACGCAAUGGAACGUAUGAUAAUACUGACGAUGCUGAUGUAUCCUACGUUUUAAAAGGCCAUGAAAUAUCUUGUAGAUCGCGUAGAUUGGAACAGAUAUUUCCAGACAUAAGUAAUCGAACUAGAGUUAUUCCCGAUUUUGUUCAAGUGGAGAUGUGCGUGGAAACAUGCACUCUUGAUGAUAAUGGAGAGAAUAGGGGGUGGAAAGUAGGAAAAACGAAGGGAUUUAAAUACAGGAAAACAUUUGUCUUGAUGGAAAAAUCACAUUUGACGUUGGUUUGCCCUGAAUCAACUCUGGAUAAUAGUGUGGUGUGGAGGAAACGUGGGAAGUCUUUAAAGCCCGGAGAUGCAAGUUAUUCCCAUAUGUACGUGGAUUCGUUCAAUAUACUUUAUCUAGUAAAUGUAACGAACGAGGAAGAGGGAAACUAUACUUGCCAAGUAGAUGAUAUACAAAUGCAAAGGAUUAAUAUUUUUAUUGUAAAAAAAUCGAAAUUUCUUUCGGGAGAACUAACCAGACAUAUGGGGUAUUUGGGAUUUAUUCUGCUACUGACAGUGCCGUGUUAUUUCGCCGGACUGACGGUGACAUGGUGGCGUAGACGUACUUUCGAAUCGUAUGAGGAUUAUAUGAAAGAAAAAGGGAAAAUUCCCUAUGAAGAAGACGAUGAGAUGGAAACUCUAUUGUGAAUUGAAUGUGUUAUCUAAUUUGACGUGUAGAAGAGAUUAUGAAUGUUAAAAAUAUAAGAU
This is a messenger RNA of Diabrotica virgifera virgifera (western corn rootworm), 1410 nucleotides long. RefSeq lists its product as uncharacterized. The transcript has 5 exons. Lineage: Eukaryota; Metazoa; Arthropoda; Insecta; Coleoptera; Chrysomelidae. The coding region runs from base 1 to 1350 and encodes 449 amino acids. The record is from RefSeq and is a predicted model, not a curated record.